This is a messenger RNA of Folsomia candida, 1289 nucleotides long. RefSeq lists its product as uncharacterized. The coding region runs from base 1 to 921 and encodes 306 amino acids. Lineage: Eukaryota; Metazoa; Arthropoda; Collembola; Entomobryomorpha; Isotomidae. The record is from RefSeq and is a predicted model, not a curated record. The transcript has 4 exons.
AUGUCUUGGGCUGGGAUCUUCGUAACUUGGGGAUUAUUUGCCGGAAUACUAGUCAUCAUCAGGUUUACUUUGAGAUACUGUGUUUCAUCAGACAUUUGCAGAUUCAAUCUGGGAUGGUGGAUUAUGUCAUUUAUGGUUGGACAGGGUUGUCACGCUUCCCACGCCACCAAGAAAUCCUUGUACAAAUACGAAUACCCGAUUUCUCUGCGACUUUGCUUCAUUACUGGAAUGUUAUUUGGGCUUUUAAUCAAUAUAAUUUACUCUUCAACAAUCCUUUCUGCCCUGUCAGUUCCAAUUUCUGUAAUUCAAUCAUUCGAAGAUUUGCUGGAACAAGGCUACAAAUUUAGCACACAUCACUUGAGUCAACCAAUGCAAAAUGUGCUUAAGACUAGACUGGAGGUAUUAAAUGCGCAUCGAGAAGUACAUCUGGUCGAUAAUGCUCACCAAAUCAGUCACAUCUUGGAAGGAAAGCGUGUCGCAACGUUGGCCUAUUUCGACUAUUUUUAUCGAGAAGCAUUAAAGCAAAAUUACUCUACGACAUACAUUUGCAGAACAAUCGACAGGAUUCUUGUCUCACCAAACAGUAAACCAUUCCCGUCAUCCUUCGUGGCACCAAAAGGAUCGAAAUUGAAGGAGUAUUUCAAUUACGGGUUGAUUCGAAUACGGGAAAGAGGAUUGCACAACAAGUAUUCUAAAGAAUAUGACAUUUUUCACAACAAUUUUGUUUGUGAGACAAAUAAGGUUUCUUGGGAUAGUGUGGCAGCGGCGGAUGUUUAUGUCGUAUUUUUUAUACUAUUUAUUGGUUUAUUGGCAUCACUGGCAGGAAUUGUGAUAGAAAAUCUGGGAACUAUAAUGCCGAGCGCAAAAGUACAAAGAUCAAGUAUUAAUUUCCUGUCUAUUUAUUAUGGGAAGUUAUCUUAAUGACGUUGUUCGGAAAAUUAGUAACUUAUUUGUUUGUACUUUAUCGUGGAUUUGGUUUCUCGCAUCUAUGAAUGAAAUACAUUUAGGCGAAAAUAGAAAAAAAUCUAAUCGUGUCAGUGACACGGUGUCACGACUUCCGAACAACUAUCGUGGUUCAAGUACGAAAACCUGAUAACCAUGAAGGAGUGCAGCUUUUGUAUUUCAAUGAAGUUAUCUGGAAGUGAAAUUUGCAAUUAAAUAUAGAGAGCAUUGUUUCAUCAUAAAUAGUACAAUAUCUCUGUGUGGUUACAUUAUAGCUGAAGAGUAUGAUUGGUAGGCCGAUUCUUUAUGCAUAACGUGGAUUCUACAAAUAUCUAUAUAACAAUAGU